Messenger RNA from Telopea speciosissima, 1760 nucleotides. RefSeq lists its product as uncharacterized. Gene Ontology annotation, biological process: mitotic spindle assembly; regulation of mitotic spindle organization; activation of protein kinase activity. Bases 76 to 1623 code for a protein of 515 amino acids. The record is from RefSeq and is a predicted model, not a curated record. The transcript has 8 exons. NCBI's taxonomy places the organism in Eukaryota, Viridiplantae, Streptophyta, Magnoliopsida, Proteales, Proteaceae. Gene Ontology annotation, cellular component: mitotic spindle; nuclear microtubule. Gene Ontology annotation, molecular function: protein kinase activator activity; microtubule binding.
AAUCCAAAAGCUCACUCUAAACCCUCUUCGUACCAUUAAAGAAUCUGAUUCAGCGAUUUCCGACCAUCACUUCUGAUGGAUUUGGGCGGAAAGAACUGCGCGACCAUGACGACUCCUGCAAAAGAUAAACACAGAUCUCGGGUCAAAGCUUCAGAGAUUGAAAAUUCGAAUCCCAAUCGCUCAAGCAGAAGUCCUCUGCAGAAACAAGCAGAGUCUCCGGUUGUCAAAUCAGAGAAAUCGAAGAAAUCUGGCCCGAAACAUUCUUUUCAGAUCGUUUCUCCCCGUACCAAGAUUCAAGAAAGGAAAUUUGUAGUGGCCAAGAAGAAAUCGAAGACGACUGCUUCAACCGUCACCUGCAAAUGCAAAGACAAGGUGGGUGGCAAUCUCAAGAAAUGCCCCUGUGUUGCUUACGAGAAUCUCCGAGCGUCUCAAGAAGACUUCUUCAAGAAUAGGGGCAGCGUCGAACGGGAUCCUGAUUUGGAUGAGUUGCAGAACUGCAAGAUAGCUGAUACCGAACAUGAGCAUAAGAACCCGAUUAUUCAGAACUUCGAAACUCCUGGAGUUUCAGAUGAAAAAUCUAUGGAAGGUAAUGGGUCUUCACCGAAUGAGUCAAUUAACUACGAUCAGGAGGAAUUGUCAAAUGAAAAGGUUAGUUUAAAGAUCAAGAGGAGGAGGAACAGAUUGCUCGAGGAAGCCAGGAACAGUAUUCCCGAAGCGGGUUCUGGAAGAGUUUUGCAUUUGGUACAAGCAUUUGAGAGGAUUCUGUCAAUUCCGAGUUCCAAGGAUUCGAAGGAGAAUGAAGACGCAGGGAAUGAAAGUGCUAAGAAACCAUCGAAGUGGGCAUUACCAGGAUUGCAACCUAAGGCCCCUGAAACAGAAGCUUCUUCAUCUUCUUUCCAUCUAUCAGAGCUGUUAUUCACUGCAGAGAAUUCCCGUUUGGAUUCUAGGGUUUCUUCUUCAUUGGACAGUAGCCAAGGAAGCUUUACUUUCACAAGCAGGACAUCUGGGGAAGGGGAAGGCCGAAGGAGUAGGAGCAGGCGGAAUAGCUCUGAGUCGUUAACAUCACUUGGUGGAAGAAAGUGGAAGAAGCAGCAGCUCAAAGUGACCAGUCUACAACCAUUUCAACUAAAAACAGAGCAAAGAGGGAGGUCUAAAGAAGAAGAGUUUCUCAAGAAGGUGCAAGAUAUGAUUAUGGAGGAGGAAAGACAGCGGAUUCCAAUCGCACAAGGCCUCCCUUGGACAACAGAUGAACCAGAGUGCUUAGUGAAGCCUCCAGUAAAAGAAAGCACGAAUCCAAUGGACUUGAAGCUUCAUAGUGAUCUGAGGGCAGUGGAACGUGCUGGAUUUGAUCAUCAUGUUUCCGAGAAACUGAACUUUAUUGAGCAGUAUAGACUAGAAAGAGAAAGACAGCAGAAGUUGGCAGAAGAAGAAGAGAUCAGGAGGCUGAGAAGAGAGCUUGUUCCAAAAGCUCAACCCAUGCCCUACUUUGAUAGGCCUUUCAUCCCGAAAAGGUCUCUGAAACAUCCAACUGUUCCUAGAGAGCCGAAGUUCCACAUUCCUCAGCACAAGAAAAUCAAAUGUAUGUCAUGGAAUGACAUUAGCAUCUAUGCCCACCAACACUGAGAGCUACAAGUGAGAAAAAGGUGAACACCAAACAUUAGAAAAGGCCGUAGAUGUUCAGCUUCCCCCUCCCCUUCAAAAAGAAUAUUGAUUCUUUUCUAUCCUUGACCAUUCGUAAGCAAUGAAUGUAAUUGCAUUUG